AUCUGAUUAUUAGACCGGGGGACUCAGUAGCCAAUGAAGUGGCUUCAGGACGAGCAGACAUAGGUAUAGCUGGAUUAUAUACCACAGCAGAAAGGUUUAGAGAAAUGGAUCUAAGUUUUGGUCAUUCUCAAGAUUGUGCCGCGUUUAUUACUUUGGCAUCAACUGCGUUGCCUCGGUACCGCGCAAUUUUGGGACCAUUUCAUUGGCAUGUUUGGGUGGCAUUAACCUUUACAUAUCUGAUUGCAAUUUUCCCAUUAGCGUUUACUGAUAGGCAUACACUAAGUCAUUUAAUCAAUAAUAGUGGUGAGGUGGAAAAUAUGUUUUGGUAUGUCUUUGGGACUUUUACGAACUGUUUCACAUUUGUUGGGAAAUACUCCUGGAGUAAAACUGAUAAGGUUACAACUAGGCUCUUAAUUGGUUGGUAUUGGCUAUUUACUAUAAUCAUAACAAGCUGCUAUACCGGUUCAAUAAUAGCAUUUGUAACUUUACCAAUAUACCCCGAGACGAUUGACACUGUAAGUCAACUUUUGAGUGGAUUCUUCCGAGUAGGAACAUUAGAAAGGGGAGGUUGGGAAAGAUGGUUUGUAAACUCAUCAGAUCGAGCUACGCGGAAACUGUUGAAAAAUUUAGAAUUUGUACCCGAUAUUGAGACUGGAAUAAGAAAUGUGACGAAAGCAUUUUUCUGGCCGUACGCGUUUCUUGGAUCGAAGGCAGAGUUGGAAUAUCUUGUCCAAUCGAAUUUUUCGAUGUCUGAAUCUAAACGCGCGGUCCUGCAUAUAUCAAAUGAAUGCUUUGUGCCAUUCACGGUGGCUUAUAGUUUUCCUAACAAUUCUGCUCACACUGCAAAGUUGAGCAUGGAUCUAAGGACUAUGUUUCAAAGUGGGAUCGUUGAUAAAAUAACGCAAGACGUGAUGUGGGAAAUUCAUAAUAAAGGAGGAAAAACACUACUGACGACUAGAUCAUCUACACUCUCAUCCAAUUCGAUAGAAGAAAAGGGUUUGACGUUGGAAGACACGCAAGGAAUGUUUCUGUUACUAGGCGCCGGAUUCUUAUUAGCUUCAAUUGCACUGUUAUCGGAGCUGUUGGGUGGGUUCUCGCGUAGGUGCCGACAGUUGAGAAGAAGACUAUCUACUACUGAAGAAACAGAAACUUCUCGAAACGAUAGCAGACUCUACUUUAACACAAGAUCGAUCAGUUUCGAAUCAAAAGAGACCCUUGAUGGACAGAUCAUACACGUUAGCCAAGAAGCUAUAACAAUACAUAAUAAUUACGAUGGAUAUGAUUCUAGAAAGUCAAGCUCUUUGGAUUUGGAUAAAGAAGUUGAAAGAAUUUUCAGAAGAGAUGAAAUGAGGAAGCUCCAAUCGAAGUCUAUAGAUGAGAGAGUUAAUACAGCUUCGAAGGUGUUCGGUGAUCAAGUGUUUGAUUAA
Pieris brassicae (large cabbage white) is the source of this 1427-nucleotide messenger RNA. RefSeq names its product ionotropic receptor 21a (gene Ir21a). Gene Ontology annotation, cellular component: membrane. Bases 105 to 1427 code for a protein of 440 amino acids. Gene Ontology annotation, molecular function: ligand-gated monoatomic ion channel activity. The record is from RefSeq and is a predicted model, not a curated record. The transcript is spliced from 6 exons. Lineage: Eukaryota; Metazoa; Arthropoda; Insecta; Lepidoptera; Pieridae.